AAUAAAUUACACCUGAUCUGUCGGAUGUACAAUGGACUGCCGGCAGAUUAAGCGCCGACGCCCAACCGCGAAAAUUACUGCGGAACAUGACGGUUGUUUAACUUACGAUUUCGCUCCGCGGUAUAUCUUGAUGAAAUGUUUAUUUUACGCCGUGUCGCCGGGUAAUUUGGGUCGAGAAAUUACUGUCUGUUUGUUAUGUUUGAUAUUCGUGAUUUUUUCGGGAUGCUGCCGAUUACCAUGGAAAAAUUCUUUACUUAUAAAAUUUUGGGAAUAAUUGUUGUCGUGAUGCCGGUUGUGUUAUUGACUACCAGUCCAACAGUAUACGGCGCAAAGAAGCCGCAGACCGCCCGUCCCCGGCAGUACGGCUACUGUCCGCCGCUGUACAACUUGCAGUGCAAGUACCACUGCUACAUCAACCAAACCAGCAACUACACACUGACCUACCAGGAUGCCGUGGAUCUCUGCCAGUCCAUCAACGCCACCAUGCCCACCAUCCGCUCGGCCGGGGAGCAGCGCUGUCUGGAGCGCUACCUGUCGGGGACCUGGUACAGUAUCUGGCUGGGACUCAGCAUCGCCGAGAACCCGAACAGUGCCGGACAACACGGCUGGCAGUGGGCCGAUACGAAGGUCAAGUACGGCGGCUUCACGAAGUGGUCCAUUGGGGAACCACGGCCUAGUACGGUCAGCGACCCGCGGGAAUGCGCCGAGAUGAGCGCCGUGGUGGGACAGUGGCGCGCCACCGAUUGCGACACUUUCCGCUACGGUGUCCUGUGCGAAACCCCCAGUCUACCCUUUCCCGAUAUGACAACGACCGCGGCGGCCGUUACAGAAAGCGAGCCGGAGAACCCGGAGGAUGACGAAACGACCACGGUCACAACAACAGUGACAACGGCGACGACGACAAAUGCUACCACAACAAGCACGACUGUGACGCCGCCAACCACGACGGAAACCAGUACAACGACCGCGGCAACCACCCCAGCCAACACCACACAGAUCUCCGGUAACACAACUGCGAUGACGUCACUGCAAUUCACCGACAAUCCCAACGUCAAGGGCAACGUGUCGGCCAUGUUCACCGACGCCAUCCUGGACUUUAUCACCAGCGCCCUCAUGUUCACACACCGGAAGCCCAACUCCACUACCAAACAUAACGUGCAACACAGCCAAAACGUCUCGGUCAUCAUCAACAACUCGACGGAUUUCAACGCAACGCUGACCGAAUCCACCACGACACCGAUUCUUAGUUUAAACAAGGCAGUGGACAUUUCCACAGUUGCGACAACAGUGUCAACCACGGCACGGGCGGCGACGAGCGAUGGAUUCGUGCUACCAACGGAUCUCCCGGUGUUCGACACGAAUGCAAAACCGACAAUGGUGACAACGACAGCGGCACCAAGUGUGUCGUCGGUGUCGCAAAAUUUGUCUCCAAAUGUGUCGCCAACAUCGUCAAGUUUCUCACAACUGUCGCCAGGUUCGCCGACUUUGUCACCAAUGUCACCCAGCGUCCAGUGCUUCACCAUGGACCGUUUCACCCUGGAAUGCCGACGCGGCCACCUCAACAUCAGCGAGACCAACAUGGAACUGAUCAGCGCCACCACGGCGGUGUACAACGGCGACAACAGUUUCGACUGCCGCACGGUCCAGUUCAAUCUGCACCGCUGGAUCCUGGAGCAGUUGGGCGUACGGGAGCGGCGCUCCAUGAACGACAUGGUGCGCAUCGUGUGCAGUCGCGGCAGCUUCGACGUCAGCGAUCAACGUCCGGGACUGUCCGACACGACGUCCAUCGAGUUCGCCACCAAUCUGUCGGCCAAGUGUAUGACGUACUUUACGGCAUUUAUCGAGUACAUGAUUCGUGUGUACCGGUCACUACAGGACGCCGAGAAAAAAGAUGGCGAGCAGUGAAUUUUUAAAAACUGUUUUUGCUUUAUUUUGCGUGCCAGUAUUGUACACAUAAAUACGAUUGUUAAA
Molecule: messenger RNA, 1971 nt
Organism: Paramacrobiotus metropolitanus
Lineage: Eukaryota; Metazoa; Tardigrada; Eutardigrada; Parachela; Macrobiotidae
Product: mucin-2-like
Exons: 5
Coding region: 196-1905 (569 amino acids)
Biological process (GO): biological process involved in interspecies interaction between organisms
Cellular component (GO): external side of plasma membrane
Molecular function (GO): carbohydrate binding
Source: RefSeq, a predicted model, not a curated record